This is a messenger RNA of Cordyceps militaris CM01, 798 nucleotides long. Its product is annotated as Acyl-CoA N-acyltransferase. The transcript has a single exon. NCBI's taxonomy places the organism in Eukaryota, Fungi, Ascomycota, Sordariomycetes, Hypocreales, Cordycipitaceae. The coding region runs from base 1 to 798 and encodes 265 amino acids. The record is from RefSeq and is a predicted model, not a curated record. Gene Ontology annotation, molecular function: acyltransferase activity, transferring groups other than amino-acyl groups.
AUGUCGCCACCAGGAAUGCGCAUCGGCCGCCUCGAGCUCGAGGACGUGCCCGCCGCAGCCAAGCUUUCGGGCCAGGCAUUUAAGAGCGACCGCCAGACGCAGAUGAAGGCGCUGGCCGAGACGGAACCGUUCGACAUGGAAAAGUACACGCUCGAGAGCAUGCCCUCGCACCUGACGUCGCGAACGUGCCACGUGCUCAAGGCCGUCGACGAGGCGACGGGCGACCUGAUGGGCGUGUGCAACUGGGCCAUCAAGGGCUUCGUGCCCAAGCGCAUGCCGUUUUUCGAGGACCGCCUGGUCGAGGCGGCAGAAGCCAAGCAGCCGCAAGACGAGCCCAAGACAGACAAGGAGCCGGAACCAAAGGAGGAACUGAAGCAGGAAGAGGUAGCACAGCCGGCAGAGGAGGCGGACGAGGCAACGGACCCCAUUAAGCGGCUCGUCGCCCUCACCGACGCAGACAUGCAGGCGUGGAUGACCGAGGUGAUGCCGGCCGGCACGCGAUGCCUCUUCAUCGUCGGGCUAACCGUGGCGCCCGCCUACCAGGGCCGCGGCGUCGGCGCGGCGCUUCUGCGCUGGGGCACGGACAUUUGCGACGACAACGGCGCGUUUGCCUGGGUGCACGCGUCGGACCCGGCAUGGGGCAUGUACCAGAAGAGCGGCUUCGAGGUGAUUCGCAGCCUAGACGUCGACCUGGACGCGUACGCGCCGUGUAGGCCACAGGGGGAGGGCGAGGACGCGACGUGGGGGCACUACGUGUUUCGGUACAUGAAGUAUUUCCCCAAGGCGGAGCAUGCGUGA